CGCUAUAAUCGAUUUUACUACGGCCCGACAUUCACCGCCCACCGAGCCGUUUGGUGGCACCGUGGCACACGCCUUCCGUAGUUUGCUCGAACUUGAAUGAAUGAUAUGGUCCCGCAAAUUCGACCACAUUUUUACACCCACUUUCAGUUUGUCUUCCUAAAAAUUGGUGGGGAUAACUUUGCUCAGCAUUUUUAUGUGUUGAGACAUUCUACUCUUGUCGCAAGGAUCUGGAAUGUGGGCCUGGCUCCAAUCUUGAGGUCCUCCAUCAACUGGCUUGUUUCAGGAAUUUGUGCCUGUCGGAGCCUGUUUCCACGGUAUUGUUGGCACAUCUCGUAAACAUUCAUGUCAAAUGUUUGAUGCUCUCUGAAAAAAAAGGAGAGGACAUAUCCAGAUAAGGGAAAUUCAACCUCGUUCGUCACACCUGAGCAAAGUGGAGUAUAAAUCACUUGCCUGCAUGUGUCACUCCCACUUCAGCAUUCACAGAGGGUAGAUACACGUCAGGCGAGUUCUUCCAUGUGUUGUUGGGUUGUGUGCACACAUAUAGCAGUUUGAUUGUAAGGAUUGUUGCCUGAUCAAGAAUAAGAGUGUGUAUAUGUACAAGACGAGAACAUCGAAUUGUGGAAUAACUGCUCUCUGGAAGAGAUAAAUUUAAGAGUUCAUUUUCAGUGGAGUUCAUCAAAAAAUGAAGCGAAAGACAAGGAGUGCAGAAAGAUGAUCAGAUAUGCAGCAUGUGCCGUGGAUGAUUGUUUUUUAGUGAUAUCGAAAAGCAAUAUUUGACAACCUUUGCAGUGGUGAUUAUCUAUGCACGAGAGACAGCAAGGUGGAAGCACUGAAAUGGUGAGAGGAACUGACAGCCUUGGACAGAUGGGUUUGUAAACCAAAGGCCAAGUGUGCAGGAAAUGAGAACUACGUAGUGCCAGUUCCUGUUGUUUAGCUGCACCACAUACACGUACACAUUGCACAGGGUUAUUGGAAGGUGGAGAUAUCAUCAGUGACAGCAUCACCACGUAGGGGGGACCAAGUCACUAGCCAAGAGGAGCUGGACGUCAUCUUCUGCUGAUUCAGACGGGCUUGCAGCUUGUCUCUCGGUUGCAAAAACCAUGACUUCCAACUUCCUAAUGAGAUUACUAAAGCGUGGCUCGGGGCCACCUCGGCCACAAGUGGAUAUGCAUGCACUCUUUACCAGCUCCCAGAUGAGUACCAUGAUACUCCAGGGGCAGCUGUCAGUCCAUGAACCCUGGCGUCGGAACAAGAAGAAACCCAAGAUCAUCUAUGCGUGCCUGUACACCAACGAUUCCAGCCCCUUUAUCGUGUGGUACACGGACAAAGCGCACAAGAAGCCCCGGGGAUUCUUUAACAUCCGGGGUGGCAAAAUCGCCCCCGUUGGGGAGUUCAGCUUCCAGAUUGCCUUCAAGGACCAGACCAGCCAGAUCUACAAGUUCAACACCUCGACCUGGGAGCGGCGCGAGGAGUGGCUGCACCUGCUGCGCAAGGAGAGCCGCAAAGAGGUCCAAAUGCCGCUGAUCGAGACCAUUUGCAAGCAGGACUACCAUGUCAGCCAGGACGACCUGGCCAUCACCCAGACAGCUGACCAGAAGGCCAGACAGCAGCAGCUCCGGCCCAGUGGAAGGGGCAUCGCAGGACAGUCAGCGCCGGUUCACCGUCGCCGCAGCGCUGCACCGUCCAGCUGCAGCGAAGCAGAAGCCAGCCGCACAUCCAGAAGGGCCGGCUUAUCAAGAGGAGACCCACUGUCCUGGAAAAGCACUCGCCGACCCUCGGCCAGACAGUACAGAGUGAGAGGAGGUUUAUACGGGCACCAGAGGUUUGUCGUAGCUGAUUCGUAGCAUGAGAUUAUGUUUUCCAUUUGCCAUUUUUGCACUGAAUAUUUUCUAAAAAUAUUGCAUAUUUAUAAAAUGAUUAUUUUCUUCACUACUCCCUUUCUGAAUGAGUACUUGUUCCCAUGGACGGUACACAGAGCUCAAUGUGUGAGAAAACCUACAUGUACACACGACAACUUGCAGGAAAAGCCUGUGUCACUGAAUUUAGAGCUUGAUUAAUGCCAACGUACACGGUUCUUAAAACAGUGCACUGAACAGAAAUGGAGAAAUAAAUUCUGCAUUGUUGAAUUGUGACACAAUAUCACUUGCGUUUUCAUUUCCUGGAUUCUGAAUAGUUUGGUUUCCAACAAAUACAUGUACCACCCCUGCCUUUA
Molecule: messenger RNA, 2212 nt
Organism: Acanthaster planci (crown-of-thorns starfish)
Lineage: Eukaryota; Metazoa; Echinodermata; Asteroidea; Valvatida; Acanthasteridae
Source: RefSeq, a predicted model, not a curated record